AUGCAGGCCACGCUCGCCCGGCCCAAGCGCGACACCGUCGACGUCGACAUGGCGGCGCUGCCGUCGCUCUGGGAUGCGCGCCACUCAGCCAACCAGCUGUGCCUGCACGCGUACGAGGUGCCGGUCAAGGACUACGUCGAGGUCAAGAUCGGCGGCCACCCGCUGGACCACAAGCACGCCGCGCAGUACCGGCCGACAGUCGUCUCGGCGCCCAUGAAGAUGGUGCCUCACAAAGGCGGCUCGCUCAACCAGUCGCCAGCCUUUGGCGUGCACUACAAGGAAAAAAUGCAGUACGUCGAGGUCAAAAUUGGCGGCCAUCGCUACGACCACAAGCGCUGCGUGUCGCUGGAAGCGUCGCUUGUCGGCUUCAACGACCAGCUCGCGACCAUCGAGCGGGGCGCGCUCGGCUGCGCGCUCUGCCAGUCGUUUACCGACGCAGCGCUUGUCCAGCUCUACUGCCGCCACGCCGUCUGCGCGCCCUGCUUUGAGACGAUGGCCAUCAACAAUGACAAUGCGACGCGCGUCCUCUGCGGCGUGUGCUUUCAAAAGGUACCGUUCAUGCGCCCCGCGCACCAAGCAAUCGUCGCCACAACGAAGAUGUCGGACGAGAACCGGCCAUCUGUGCCGCUGCAUUCGAUGUCGCUGGCCGUCGCGAGUGCCACCUUGGGCCACUAUGGCCCCAAGGCGGUCCGCCGAAUUAGCCAUGCGUUGCGCAGCAUCUCGAUCGGUGCGCGUGUCGUCGACGCGCCCGAGACGUCGUUGCUUGCGACCGAGAAUGUGCAGGAGCUCGUCAAUGCGAUCGUUGAUAUGGACGGCGCGGCCCGCUGGGCGAACCGCGUCGCGUCGCUCCUCGAGCCGUCCAAGCUCCUCCGCUACGAGUAUGUGCGGACCUUGGGCUCUGGCAACUUUUCCGAGGUCAUGCUCAUGAAGCGACGGUCGUCCCAAAAGCUGUGCGUGCUCAAGGAAAGCGACAAACUCCAAGAGGCCAUGAACGAGGUCAACUUGCUCUCCAAGUUGAAGAGUCCGCACGUAGUGCGUCUGGACGGGUACUUUAUCGAGCAGAUUGGUCAUCUGCAUUACGUCUACCUCGAGCUCGAGUACUGCAACAAUGGCACGCUGCACGACUACAUUGCCAACCUUGACGGACGGCGCGUGACCGAUGACGUCUUUGCCCGGCUUUUUUUGCAGCUCUGCUCGGGUCUGACCGAGAUUCACAAACACGCGAUCGUCCAUCGCGACAUCAAGCCCGACAACCUCCUCCUCAAUAGCGACGGCGUGGUCAAGAUCUCGGACUUUGGCGUCUCAACGUGUCUCGAGACGGCCCUUGUGACGCGUCAUGCCGCCGGCACCAUGUCGUUCAUGGCACCCGAGGUGCGCAGGUAUUUUUUCGGCGAGCCCGUCGUGUACGAUUGGUCGGCCGACAUUUGGUCGCUUGGCGCCGUCGCGGUGGCCUUCCUUCUGGGCACCAACGAGCCCCGCGUCGCCGUCCGCCCCGUCGACGAGGUGGUGGCCGAGUUGGCGGCGCGCCAUGUCCCGGCGCCGUACCAGCGUCUUGUUGCAGGCGCUCUGCAGCCCGACCCAGCACAGCGCGCGACGCUUCCGCAGCUCGCGUCGUGGGUCGCAGCGGCUUACUCGAAAUUAUAA
Saprolegnia parasitica CBS 223.65 is the source of this 1644-nucleotide messenger RNA. Its product is annotated as serine/threonine protein kinase. Gene Ontology annotation, cellular component: cytoplasm. The record is from RefSeq and is a predicted model, not a curated record. Bases 1 to 1644 code for a protein of 547 amino acids. Gene Ontology annotation, biological process: protein phosphorylation. The transcript is spliced from 7 exons. Lineage: Eukaryota; Oomycota; Saprolegniomycetes; Saprolegniales; Saprolegniaceae. Gene Ontology annotation, molecular function: protein serine/threonine kinase activity; ATP binding.